Messenger RNA from Panicum virgatum (switchgrass), 1186 nucleotides. Its product is annotated as GATA transcription factor 17-like. Gene Ontology annotation, biological process: regulation of DNA-templated transcription. Lineage: Eukaryota; Viridiplantae; Streptophyta; Magnoliopsida; Poales; Poaceae. The record is from RefSeq and is a predicted model, not a curated record. The transcript has 3 exons. Gene Ontology annotation, molecular function: zinc ion binding; sequence-specific DNA binding. Bases 124 to 768 code for a protein of 214 amino acids.
ACAUUAUCCAUCAGCCUCUAAAACCCUUGCUCUCCCCGCCCACCCAUUCCUUCCUUGCUCUCCCCCCAAAGGCAUCGGCGGUGGAUCGGAUCAGCAGCGAUCGCAUCGCGCCUGCUGCUUUCCAUGGAGAGUGAGAGGGAGAGGGAGAUGGAGAUGGAGGCCGAUCCCGAUAGCUCCUCCCCCUCGGCCGGGGCCGACGCGGCCGCCACCGCCUCCGGCGAGACCAAGGCCUGCGCCGCCUGCCACACCACCAAGACCCCGCUCUGGCGCGGAGGGCCCGAGGGACCCAAGUCCCUCUGCAACGCCUGCGGCAUCCGCUACCGCAAGAGGAGACAGGCCCUCGGCCACGCCCCCGCCGACACGCAGCAAGAUCAGCAGCGGCAGCCGAAACGGAAGGCCGCCGAUCCGCCGGCGGAGGAUCAGCAGCAGCAGCUGCUGCCGAAGAAGAAGGCCGCCGAUCCGCCGGCGGAGGAUCAACAGCCGCCGAAGAAGAAGGCCGCCUCCGCCGCCAGCAGCAGCACCACCUCCACCAAGAAAGAGAAAGAGAAAGAGAAAGAGAAAGAGAAAGAGAAAGAGAGAGACAGGGACAGGAAGCGAAAGGAUCGGCAAGUCACCGUGGAGCUCCGCGUGGUGGGGUUCGGCAAGGAGGCGGUGCUCAAGCAGCGCCGCCAGAUGCGCCGCGACAAGUGCCUGAGCCGGCUGAGCGAGGAAGAGAUGGCGGCCGUCCACCUCAUGGCGCUCUCCUCGGGCGUCAUCUACGCCUCAUGAUUAGUUCCCAUGGCCGCGUGCCAUCAUCCAUCCAAGGGGAGAGGGAGUUGCAGAUCUCCCUUUUUCCCCCCUUGCCUCCUCUCAUCUCCCCACCUCCAAGAUCAGAUCAUCUGUAGCAGUCACUAGUCAGUAGUAGUUAAGUGGGAGCCGAAGCUGAACAACAAGACUCCUUAACUUUCCUCCUCCCAAUAAUCCUUGAAAUCAAUCAAUCAAUCCUGUACUAGCAUAGUUUUUUUUUGCGAGGACUGUACUGGCUUAGCUCAUGGGUCUGUAAUGCUCUAGUAGCAAGUAAGUAUCCCAUUCAUGUAACAAUUGUGUUUUAGGAGCAUCAUCAUGUAUGUAAUCUCCAGUCCUGUCCUGACCCAGCAGCAGCGCAAUGAUGUGUAACAACGGUCAUCUCGUCUCUCGUUGUUGCAAC